Grosmannia clavigera kw1407 is the source of this 3483-nucleotide messenger RNA. Its product is annotated as duf1740 domain containing protein. The transcript has 3 exons. NCBI's taxonomy places the organism in Eukaryota, Fungi, Ascomycota, Sordariomycetes, Ophiostomatales, Ophiostomataceae. Gene Ontology annotation, biological process: regulatory ncRNA-mediated post-transcriptional gene silencing; negative regulation of RNA catabolic process. The coding region runs from base 1 to 3483 and encodes 1160 amino acids. Gene Ontology annotation, cellular component: catalytic step 2 spliceosome. The record is from RefSeq and is a predicted model, not a curated record.
AUGGCCUCAUCCAGGCAUGCGGAGAGGGGCGGCCGGACGGUGCCUUCGUUUGUGGCUUCGGCCGAAGCCCGCGAUGAUGAGAGGGAGCGGCGGCGGUCUCAGUCUAGACGCGAGGACCGGCACCACCAUCACCAUCACCGUCACCACCACAGAUCGCGUGAUGAGCGAGACUUUCCGGGACGGCGUCCCAGUCAUCGGGAGGACCGCAAGGAGAAGAGCAGUAGUGGCCGACGAGAGAGAGGCCGCGAGACUCGGCAUAGUCGCCCCGAGGGCCAUGAAGGCCGAGCCAAAGGAGAGAGCAGCAGAGAUGCAGACAGCACGCUCUUCACGGCCGAUACGCGCGGCGACCCGCUGAUCUGGCAAUUUGGUGCCAACGACCGCAGACGAGUCCCCGUCUACUCUCGGUUCCGCGAGGGACGCUCUGUUCUCGGCGCAGAGAGCCGGUUCCGGUUCAGCCACGAAGGUGCACAGGAGUUCUUCUUUGUGGCGCCGCCAACGGAUGGCGGCGUGCCCAUUCUUCGCGACAAGAGCCACCCGCUGCUGGUCCGGGCUAUGGCAGCCAGUGCGGCCAAGGCGCCACGGCCGCCAGCAGGAGGCAGCGCUGAUGUCGGCAGCUUUGGAUCCGACUUUGUUCCCCUGCGUGCUUCACGCAAGCGGAAGCGCAGCUCUGGCAGCACCGACAACGACAGCGAUUCCGGCCAGUUGUCAGACUCGACGUCAUCGUCAUCCUCGGACAUGGACGAAGAGGACGACGACGAUGUCGACGAUGGCGAUGACGAUUUUGUGGCGAGCGACGCGGCAUCCGAGCAGCUGAAGCAUCAGAUGGUCGAGCUCUCGCGACGGGUCAAAGAGCAGCCCGGCGACGUGGACGCGUGGCUAGAGCUCGUCGAUCUGCAGGACCAGCAGCGUCGUCUGCUGGGCAACUCGGAUCUCGCGCUAGGAGGCAGUCGCAGGGCGCCGUCACAGGACGAGAUAGCGGGCGUGGCCAAGGUUAAGCUGUCGAUGCUGGAAUCAGCCCUGAAAGGCACGACGGCGGUGGUAGACCGGGAGCGCCUGCAGCUGGCAGCGAUGCGCGAGAGGGCCAAGAUGGACACGCCGAAACAGCUGGCCCAGCGAUGGCAGGACCUCGCGGCCGACAGUCCAGGUGGCGCCCUCGGAUUUGCGCUGUGGAGGGCACGUCUCGACUUUGAGAUGACCAGCCUGUCGAGCUUCACCGUGGAUGGGCUACGGGCCUUUCUCGAGGCCCGUCUGCGGCAUAUGGAGGAUGAAGCAAAGGCAGUAGCGGCAGCAGACGAAAAGAACAGCAUGGAUACGCAACUGGUCGAGAUCUACGGACAGAUGGUGUAUGUGUUUUUGCGGGCGACACGCUUCCUCUACGACGCCGGCUUCAGCAAUCUGGCCACAGCCGCGUGGCAGGCGCUGCUAGAGAGCACGUUUGCGCGGCCAUCCGAGACAACUGCCGACACAGGUCUCGGGGCCUUUUGGGACAGCGAGGUGCGACGGAUCGGCGAGGACGGUGCCCAGGGCUGGCGAUGCUUUGCAGCCGACGUGACAGCCGGCAAGGACGUCGACAGUCUAUUGCCAGACGGUGAUGGACAGGUGCAGUUGCAGGUGCUGCCGACCAUCGAUCUGGACAGGAUUGUCGACGGUGAAGACGCGGAAGAGCAGCUGUCAGUCUACAAGGCGUGGGUGACGGUCGAGAGGCAGCGGGCGGCGCUCUCAAGGCUGCCGGCGCGGCUGACCGACGACGUCGAUGACGACGGCUACGACGACGUGUUCCGGACCAUCGUGUUUGCGGACAUGGAGAGCCUGCUAUUUACCGUGCCGCUGAGGCUCACACAGUCCCUGCAGCCGCUGCUAGUCGACGCCUUCCUGGUCUUCUGCCAACUGCCGCCGGCCUUUGCGACGAGCAGCUGGAUCGAGGCCGCGCGCAACGACCCGUUCCUGGCCAUUGUGUAUCUGGGAUCGGACAGACCGGAUGCCGAUCUGCUGACAGACGUCGGCGGCCGCAGGCCACCAGAUCUUGCCUGUGACGGCAGCCGUGUCGCCGUGUCGGCCGAGCUGCUCUUCGCACAGCCAGAAUGGUUCUGCUACCUGCCCGACUGGCUGCGGCAGCCCGAUGGCGACAACAGAGCCCCCGUGCCGCCACGAUGGGUGGCCAACACGCUGCGACAGCUGGUGCGCUCGUUUGGCGUCGAGAACUUGGCCGCUUACAGCCUAGCGGUCGAUGCAGCCGUGCAGCCAGAUCACGUGAAAAAGGCCGCACGGGCGCUUCUCAAGCAGUACCGCACAAACACGGCGCUGUACAACGCGUACGCCCUGGCAGAACUGUCGCGCGGUCAUGGCGAUGUCGCCCGCUCCGUGCUGUCGCCGGCCGUGGCAGCCUCGGCCGCAGCAAGCCCUCCGGACGUGGAGGCUGAGAUGACACUACGGCAGACGUGGGCCUGGAUGGAGCUCGAAGCCGGACACAAGAAUGCAGCCGUGCGCCGUCUUUUGCCAACAGACGCUGUCGAGGCUUCCGACGACAACGACAUCCCCAUUUCCCCGUCUCAGCUGCUCCGGGCUCGCCGUGCCAUGCACACAGAAAUGGACUACGGGCUCUCUAUGGGUCACAUCGACCGGGCUACACUGUUUGCCGAGUCGUCUGUGCUGCUCGAGUUUCUCUGCGCCACCGAAGACAGGCCUACGGCAGCCCGGUCGACGUCUCGCCAGGGAAACCUGGCUGCCGCGCUGACGGCCUCUGCCGCCUUUUCCGACGAGAUGCUGGCCCGUGGCCACGGCCAGACGGCCGCUCACGAGCGCCUCUUGCAGUGGACGUCCCGCGUCCUGUAUUUCCACGCGAGUCACGGACCAUACCGGCCAGCCGAGCUGCAGGCGCCGCUGCGCCGCUUUGUCGAGCUGUUUCCGCGCAACGGCCUCUUCCUGCGGCUGUUUGCCUGGAUCGAUCCAGCCUCGGCCUCGGGGCUGUCACGGUUGCGGCCCGACGAUCCGGUGCGACAGAUCCUCGACACCGUCGUGCUGACGCGCGCGCACGACUGUCCCAGCAGCCGGGCGUUUGCCGUUCGCUUCGCAGGCGGCACGUCCGGCGGCCGUGGUGAUGCCCACGCUGUGCAGACAGCCUUUGCGCAGGCGCUGGUCCCCCCUGACGGCACCCCGACGGCCUGCCAGGACAGCGCAGCCCUCUGGCAGGCAUAUGUGCACGUGACGGCUGUGGCAGCGCUCACGGCACGUCGCAGCCGCGGCCGGCUCGACCGCAAGGACGUGCUGCUGCAGGCGUUUGGACCCGCUACCGCACUCGUCGCCACGUCCGCAGCCACGGCCGGCGCGGCCAUGACGCCCGCCGAGCUGCGGGCCGUCUUCCAUACGAUCGUCACAGAGGGAUUGCGCGUGCACGUGGACCUGGGCCUCGUCCUGGAGCGGGCCGGUCAGAUGGCAGAGCAGAGGAGGGCAGCCGCAGGCAGGGGCCGACAAAACGACACAUAG